Molecule: messenger RNA, 1221 nt
Organism: Arabis nemorensis
Lineage: Eukaryota; Viridiplantae; Streptophyta; Magnoliopsida; Brassicales; Brassicaceae
Source: the annotation of a GenBank genome assembly
AUGGCUGCAGCCGCCGCACGUCCUCUCGUUUCCGUUCAGGGAUUGGACGGUGACAUGAACACAGAUCAAUCCUCCACCGUCGUGUUGCCUGACGUCAUGCUGGCUCCUAUUCGUCCAGAUGUCGUCAGCUUCACUCACGCCCAAAUGUCCAACAACAGCCGUCAACCUUACGCCGUCUCGAAGAAGGCCGGUCAUCAGACCUCCGCCGAGUCCUGGGGAACUGGACGUGCUGUAUCUCGUAUCCCUCGUGUUCCCGGAGGUGGUACUCACCGUGCCGGUCAGGCGGCGUUUGGUAACAUGUGUCGUGGUGGUCGGAUGUUCGCUCCGACUAAGAUCUGGCGUCGCUGGCACAGACGCAUCAAUGUCAACAUGAAGCGUCACGCAAUCGUCUCAGCCAUCGCCGCAACUGCUGUUCCUUCGCUUGUGAUGGCUCGUGGUCACAAGAUCGAGAACGUCCCUGAGAUGCCUCUUGUUGUGAGUGACUCUGCAGAGGCUGUGGAGAAGACCUCAGCUGCGAUCAAGGUUCUGAAACAGAUCGGUGCUUAUGAUGAUGCAGAGAAGGCCAAGGAUAGCAUUGGGAUCCGUCCUGGUAAAGGUAAAGCAAGGAACCGUCGUUACAUUUCUAGGAAAGGUCCUCUUGUGGUUUAUGGAACUGAAGGAGCUAAGAUAGUUAAGGCCUUUAGGAAUCUUCCUGGUGUUGAGCUUUGUCAUGUUGAGAGGCUUAACUUGUUGAAGCUUGCUCCUGGUGGUCACCUUGGAAGGUUUGUGAUCUGGACCAAAUCUGCUUUCGAGAAGCUUGAGUCUAUCUAUGGCUCAUUUGACAAGCCAUCUGAGAAGAAGAAGGGAUACUUUCUUCCUCGUCCAAAGAUGGUCAAUGCUGAUCUGCCUAGGAUUAUCAACUCUGAUGAGGUCCAGAGUGUAGUGAAGCCGAUUAAGAAGGGUGCGAAGAGGGCUGUUCUUAAGAAGAAUCCAUUGAAGAACCUCAACGUGAUGCUGAAAUUGAAUCCUUAUGCUAAGACCGCGAAGAGGAUGUCUUUGUUGGCUGAAGCACAGAGGGUUAAGGCCAAGAAGGAGAAGCUCGCCAAGAAGAGGAAGCCUGUUACCAAGGAGGAGGCAUUGGCAAUCAAAGCAGCAGGUAAGUCGUGGUACAAGACUAUGAUCUCCGACAGUGAUUACACCGAGUUUGACAACUUCACCAAAUGGCUUGGUGCUAGCCAGUAA